AACGCAACAUUUUUGGAAAACCAAAAGUAUAAAAGUUCAUUGAGCUCCCUGUUAAAAUACCCUUUUUCUUUUGGUUCCUUAGCUAUUGGAACGAGCACAUAACUGGCAUUUCCAACCUUUGUCAUCUUUUCCACCACUUUUGAUCACAUUUUCCCAGUGGACCACUUUCUGUCUCGGACCCUACCUUUUCGACAUCUACACCGCCAUCACCAUGUCAUCCUCUACUCACAACAUCAUUGGAAGCAAUCCUACAGAGUUCACCACAUCCACCUUUCCCGACGUUCACGAGAACACAAGAGUUGUAGCAGUUUGUGCAGUCAUGGACAUCAAUGAUGCAGAUCAUGAGGAAGACGGCUGCCUUCUCUCCGAUUUUUAUCUCUUUAACGUCUUACUCCACAACCUUACUCCCAAGCAGACGUGGCUGAGCCUACUGGAACCGCAAGAGUUAGUAUCACAGUACACGGAAUAUACGCACGGGAACAACGAAGACCAGAGAGUCGUGUUAAAUCAGGACAUUAUCGAUCAGAAGCUAUUCACGCCUGUGCAACUGCUGAGUCAAUAUACGGCAGUUGAGGAUUAUCUGAGGAUUCUGGGUCGUGAGGCUUCUGAAGCCAGUCAGAAGGGCGAAAAGCUGCUGGUAUUGAUAUUUGGGCGCGGGCAUGAAACCAGCAAGACUGUGCUUUUCGGACCCCUACCUUGCCCGGAACAAGAUACUGACGAGUCCUGCCGACCAGAGCACCCGUUGCUUCUGUCCAGGGUACAGGCGGCGAUGCCUGAAGACCUUCAAUGGACUAUUGUGACCAAUUCCUUUUGGUUGGGGGGUUGGACAGUGACGACCAACAACAUUCCAAUACCAGACCCAUGGGCGGAGGAGUUGGAUUACGUAGAUGUUGGAUCAGAGGUCCUCGCCCUGGAGGAGGAAAUGGAGGAGCUAUCGCAGGAAGAGAUUGGGAUCAACGAGGGCUUCAUUAAGCACGCCAAGAGACUCCGUUCAGAACUUGCAAGAUUUACCGGCAGACAUGGGGACAUGCACAAGGUGACAUUUCCAGGCAUGAUUGAUGAGUGGAUAUUGUUCUUUGGCGAAAGAAGUGGAAUCCCACUGGCUGAUAUCGAGGAACGAUUCAACGCUUUACCACUCCGUCCCUUGUGCUUCGAUCCGACCACCGCAACCCCGCCAACUAAGCACCCGGAGCAGUUACCAAGAGGAAGAUUUUGUACUGCAAGAGCAGCGCGGAAACACGUCCUCAACCUCGCUGUCGAGUACGCAAACAGCAUCCCAGGAAGGUCGAGCCAAUCUGGGAACCAGGGGAUCAGCUCACGCGUUGCAAUAUUGAACCAGGGCGUGGAUACGUCAUGGGAGCACAUAGGUGAGACGCUUGCUCACCUAGAAUACCGCCUUGGCUGCACACGAGCAGCGACGACGUGUCUCACUCUAUGUGACAUUCCUUUUCCCUACGGUCUAGCUUGCCACGAGUACGACCACAACGACUACAUCCGGAACCGACAUUGCCAGCUUUACCGUACAAUAGGAUUGGAAAUGUAUGAGAGGGGUAUUUUUCAGCUUUUACCGUGGAGGGGGGCUCAAGGAUGGAUGUUUAAUAAGCCCAGACAAUACAUCACAGUCGCUCUAGUCGAGCAGUACAAGCUCGACCCCAGGAAUGGGCAAAGGAACUUGGUGAUCUCGCUGGCAAAACUACAGUCAGUCGAGCCACUGAUUAGCGCGCAGCUCUCGGAAUCAAACGUGCGAUUAGAUGCCCUCGAAUCGACUCACUAGACUACGUCAGAGACUCUACGGCUUUUCUCCGAGAAAGACCAAUGAGACUUUGGAAUGCACGAGCGGGCUCUCGGCAGUGAAAACACUGAUUAAGUUGAAAACGUAGUGUACUGGUGAUGUGGAUUGGGAACGUUUGACUGUUUGCUGUUUGUAGUUAUGGGCCCUGUUGAACUUCAGAUACUUAUUGGAAAAAAUGAAGGGAAAUCUCUGUUGACCAAAAUCUUAUUCGUACUCUUGCUAGUCAUCUUCGAAAUCAAAUAACAGCCUGUUCGUUAUGAGCAACCAUAACAUUCGUUGUGAUAAUAGUAUCUCAGCUAGAAUGCACAGGCGCAAAGCGUAUGCUUGCAUAUUGAACG
Aaosphaeria arxii CBS 175.79 is the source of this 2130-nucleotide messenger RNA. RefSeq lists its product as uncharacterized. The record is from RefSeq and is a predicted model, not a curated record. The transcript has a single exon. Lineage: Eukaryota; Fungi; Ascomycota; Dothideomycetes; Pleosporales. Bases 212 to 1774 code for a protein of 520 amino acids.